This is a messenger RNA of Pseudoliparis swirei, 6608 nucleotides long. Its product is annotated as collagen alpha-1(XXIV) chain-like. Gene Ontology annotation, molecular function: extracellular matrix structural constituent. Lineage: Eukaryota; Metazoa; Chordata; Actinopteri; Perciformes; Liparidae. The record is from RefSeq and is a predicted model, not a curated record. The transcript has 60 exons. Bases 230 to 5329 code for a protein of 1699 amino acids.
GCAAAGGAUCUGAGAAGAGUUUUGGAGAGAUCUCUCCUCCGGGACUUGCGCACAUACGAUGAGGACAUUCUGAGGUGGCAGAACUCAUCACGCGCGCGCUUUCCUUUUUGGCUGUGACCAACAACAACAACAAAAACAACAACCAAAAAAGAGCCCAUGAGCAAGGUAUCCUCUUGAGUUGUGAUUCUGUUUUCACCCAGAUCCCUGCAGCCUGGACAAAUGCAUACAAAUGCAUUUAGGAGCUCAACGGACAAGGAGUGGACACGUUUCCGCGGCAGCAACGUGUAACUUUAUCCUGCUCCUGUCAGUAUGCUCAGCAGUACUCUCUGGAGAAGAAGACUACCUAGCUCAAGGAGUGGAUAUCCUCUAUCGACUGGGCCUCUCAGCUCGAAGCAGCACAGACAAGAGGACUGGCCCACCUCCGACUCCUCACACCACCGCUCCCUCUCCUUCCCAUCUUCCUGUUUCUGGAUAUGGGGUGUUAUUCGACUCAAACUCCCUCUACGAGGCUCCGGCGGCCAGUCUGUUCCCGCCUGAGAUCGGCGAGGAGUUCUCCGUCGUGGUCAGCCUCAGCUCCUGGCGAGCGAACAACGCUUUUCUUUUCAGCGUCAAAGACGGCAGGGACCGGCUGCGGUUCGGCAUCCAGCUGCUGCCGCGCCGAGUGGUGGUUUACACCGCGGAGAAAACCUCCGUCUACUUCACCUACAACUGGCAGGACGGGCGCCAGCACCCUUUCGCCGUCGGCGUUCGCGCUCGCUCCGUGUCCUUCUUCGCCGAUUGCGGAGCGGUGCAUCAGCGGGAGGAGACCCUGGGGAGAUCUCGCCCGCUGGGAGAGUCCGGGGGUCUCUUCACUCUCGGCCGGAUGAACUCUAAAGCGGCGGCGUUUAACGGACGAGUCUGCCAACUAGACAUCUACCCCUCUGCCGAAGCCGCCGCGCACUACUGCAACUACCUUAAAACACAGUGCCGGCUGGCCGACACGCACCGAUUGCCUUCGCCACAUCCGAGCUUCGAAAUUUUGGCAAAUGACCCCCCUCCUUCGAAUCCUUUGACGAAGUCCCUUGUUGGAGUAGCAGCCACCCAUCGUUCGCCCUUAAAAGCUACAGCAGCUUUCACGUUGUCCCCGGGUAAUUCCGUCAAGCGGUAUCCAACACUGAGCCCAUCGGUGCAACCUCAUCCGAGGGAUCGGAGCCACGUUUCCAAAUCGGAUCCCUUUGCUCGCACCACCUCGUCGUCCCUUCGGCGUGACAACCCUACCGUGGCCACCCCGAGCGCACGAGCAGGUCAUCUCGCCCGGGGCACGACUAUCGCCACGAACAGAGAUGUGGCCAUCGAUCUCUCUGAAAACGGCUCGAAGGAAGAGAUCAGCUCUGGGAGUCCGCGGUCUCCCGAUGCCACUACCCCAGGCCUGAUUCGGGUGAAGGAGGGACUCAGGAACACCUCCGGGGACUCUCACUCUCGGGUCCAGCAGACUCACCGGCUCCGGGAGUUCCACCCGAGGGCCAACGGCACCACUUUGUAUCGAGAGAAUCGGGUGGACGCGUCAGAUCUGGACGGCGGAGACGAGGAAGUAGACGUCGGAGGGUACGACUACGGGUACGAGGAUACAGACGAUUACUACGAGUACGACGAUGGUUUCCGUAGCCCCAAAGGAGAGCCAGGUUCUCCGGGUCCUCCUGGUCCCGCUGGUUUACCUGGUCCUCCAGGAACAAGAGGUCCUCGGGGUCCCACCGGUCCACAUGGAAGCCCAGGACAGCAUGGACCACCUGGGCCCAAGGACUCGAAGGGAGACCCGGGGCUGUCUCCAGGCCAGGCUCCACCCGGAGAGAAGGGGGACCGAGGGGCACCCGGUCUGACGGGGCCAGGUGGAUUUCAGGGUCCAACGGGUCUUAAAGGUUAUCCAGGGUCAGCCGGACUGCCAGGAGAACAAGGCAUUCCAGGACUUCCAGGGAAAGCCGGAGCUGCAGGUUACCCUGGCAGGCAGGGUUUAGCUGGUCCACAGGGUAGCCCGGGGCCUAAAGGUGUCCGCGGUUUCAUUGGGCCUCCAGGCGUUGCUGGGCCACAGGGGCCAGAGGGGGAGAGAGGAUUUCGUGGUCCUGUUGGAAAACCUGGCCUCAAAGGAAGACACGGUGUGGUGGGAGAUGUGGGGGAGAGGGGUCUUCCUGGUCCCGAUGGCAAUGAGGGGCCUGCCGGUGGGAUUGGCAUUUGUGGAUUUCCUGGUCUGAGGGGGGAACCAGGGCCUGAGGGACUGCAAGGACUGCCUGGACUGGUGGGGCCUCAGGGUCCAGCAGGACCAGCCGGCCUGCCCGGAUUGAAAGGUGAUAAGGAUGAAGUGGGACAAAUGGGCGAACCGGGAGAGACGGGGGACCCAGGCGAUAAGGGUGUUGCUGGUGGACCUGGUCUUUCUGGGCCGAGAGGGAAUCCCGGACCACCGGGUAGAAUUGGCGCGGUGGGGCCACACGGACCACACGGGCCUCCAGGACCAGAGGGAUUUCCUGGAGACAUUGGAAUACCGGGUCCCAACGGUCCACCUGGGCCAAAGGGUCUCCAUGUCGCCAGAGGGCCCCAAGGCCCGUCAGGACCACAGGGAACACAGGGGGAUGAAGGACCACUCGGCCCACCUGGCACCACCGGCCCGUCUGGGAGACCGGGAAGGAAAGGCUACAUCGGCAAACCCGGCCCGGACGGCUUCGAGGGAGAGAAAGGAGACGUGGGAAAUGUCGGGAAGAUUGGAUCACAAGGUCCACUGGGCGUCAUUGGGAUCGCUGGGCUAAUGGGAGUUUCUGGUGAAAAGGGCGACCGAGGGCCAGCGGGUCCAACGGGUCCGGUCGGGGAGAAGGGGCCACGGGGCUAUCCAGGGUUACCAGGAGGUCCGGGGGACAUCGGCCUGCAAGGUGCAACCGGUCCACAGGGGCAGAGGGGUACUCCAGGCAUCGCUGGGCCAAAGGGCCGGAGGGGGCCCCUGGGUCCAGAUGGCCCACUGGGAGAACCGGGCCCUGAAGGCACCAAGGGUGAAAGGGGCGACGUUGGACCAAAAGGAGAGGCAGGAUUCAUAGGCAAAGCUGGCAGUCGAGGAGCGAGAGGCCAAGCGGGGAAGAAUGGUAACGCAGGUAUUCCCGGCAGCACCGGGGAGAUGGGACCCCACGGUGAACCCGGACCAAGAGGACCUUCUGGAGAAGCUGGACCUGAUGGAGAGCAUGGACCCGAAGGUGGGCCUGGUGCUGAGGGGGAACUGGGUGCCAUCGGAGAGCCGGGGUCAAAAGGUGAGAUCGGGCCUCCAGGAGCUGAAGGGGAGCAGGGACAGGAGGGAACAAGUGGUGUUCCUGGUCCCCCUGGGGAAGAUGGCCCUCAAGGAAAAGAUGGAGCCAAGGGUGAGACUGGUGAGCGUGGGCCAAUCGGAGAGCCCGGGGACAAAGGAUUAGAGGGAGAGCCUGGACCCCUAGGACUACCUGGAGGGCCUGGCAAACAGGGCUUUCGCGGGCCAGAAGGAAAACUAGGGCCACUCGGGAACAGAGGACGGCACGGGAAGAAGGGAGAGAGAGGUCCUCCGGGGCUCGUCGGGGAGAUCGGCACCCGGGGAGACGUCGGCCAGCCGGGCGAGCUCGGGCUGAAAGGAGCCCGGGGGACGCGAGGCACACCCGGUCGGCCUGGAGUCAUGGGGACAGAAGGGCAGCCGGGGCUGGCAGGAUACACAGGUCACUCUGGCAAGCCCGGGCCCAUCGGACCAUCAGGGCCUAAGGGCGAAAAGGGUUAUCCAGGCGAGGACAAUAAGACCCCAGGACUCCCAGGGCCCUUAGGUGAACCAGGGCCCCCAGGAGAACGAGGAGAGCGCGGAGAGCCAGGCGAUGAAGGAUAUCAGGGCCAUGUUGGUACCAUUGGAUCUCGUGGAGCUGUUGGACCACAAGGCCAACCGGGGUCGACCGGCCUCUCUGGAGCUUCAGGCCCAAAAGGAGACAUUGGAGCUCGAGGCUCAGGAGGACAUAAGGGAGCCAGAGGGCUGAGUGGAGCUCCUGGCAUUGAAGGGCCAUUUGGUAUCCCUGGACUCGUGGGGCUGAGGGGUUACCCAGGAACGGACGGUCCCCCGGGAUUUACCGGCUUACCGGGAAUGCCAGGAAAACGCGGACGACAGGGUCAGAGAAGCUCGGUGGGACUGGAGGGAUCUGCUGGACGUCCGGGUCCCAGGGGAGAGAUUGGACUUCCUGGACCACCCGGGGAAAGAGGGCCACUUGGUCAGAAGGGAGACCUGGGUCUGUCGGGGAACUGGGGGGCCUCGGGGAUCAAAGGCCUGGUGGGAGUUACAGGUGACCAGGGCAGGCCAGGGGACCUGGGACCCAAAGGACAACCAGGGGAAGCUGGAGAUCGGGGGAUGGUCGGUUUCCAGGGCUUUCCAGGGGAAAUGGGGCAGAAUGGUGAUUGGGGAUUGAGAGGCUUCCCUGGCCCGAAAGGCCCAAUCGGCACGCUGGGGUUCACUGGACCUGUAGGCCCUGAAGGAAAGAUGGGCCCCGUGGGAAUACCUGGUCCUCGGGGUCUGAAGGGGGGCGGCGGUGAAAUGGGGCCUCAAGGACCACAGGGAAUACCAGGACCGAGUGGACCUCCUGGUGCUCCAGGACCAACAAGGCAGAUUUAUGUUGACUCGGCAGUCUAUGGCCUAUCUGACUCCAACACUGCCAUCAGGACGGAGAGUUUCCAGAACACAGAGGUGAACCCGCCGGACCAGAACACGGAGAUACUGAAGACUCUGCGUUACCUAAGCGGCGUCAUCGAGAGCAUCAAAACGCCUCUGGGCACGAGGGAGAAGCCGGCUCGCGUCUGCAAAGAUCUGCUGGACUGUCACCACAGGCUCAGAGAUGGUUGGUUCUGGAUCGAUCCGAACUUGGGCUGUACUUCUGAUGCCUUCAAGGUCUUCUGCAACUUUACCGCAGGAGGGAGCACCUGUUUACACCCAGUGGCCUCUAAUAAGAUGGUGUUUGACGUCGGGAAAGUCCAAAUGAAGUUUCUCCAUCUCCUGAGUACCGAGGCCAGUCACAGCGUCACGCUCCACUGCCUAAAUGAUCCUCCGCACGGCGCCGUCGGAUCCGCGCCGCGACAGAACGCCGCGCUCCGGUUUCGCGGCUGGAACAAACAGAUGUUCGAGAAAGACACGGUACUUGAACCGCACACGCUGCAAGACGAGUGCGAGAUCCAAGAUGGCCGCUGGCACCAGUCACGUUUCUUCUUCCAUACUCAGGACAGUCGUCAGCUCCCGAUUGUAGACAUCCAGGAGUUUCCCACGUCCCGGUCCAAUAGUAGUGAGCGGUAUAUAGAAAUCAGUCCGGUCUGCUUCCUCUGACACCGACGUCACCGUCCCGUUGACCUGGUUUUUUUUUAUACAUGAACUGCUAAAAUACAAGGUUGUUACAAAAAAAACCCAAAUGUCUUCCUACCAAAGAGAGUGAGAGAUCGUCACGUCGGAGCGACAUCUUCCCCCGUGUCCAAUCGAAGGCAGACUCGCAUGGAAGAACUCGAUAUCGGUGGGAAAUCCUUGGCCAAGAAGGCCCAGAGGAUGAGAGCGUAGGCCUAUACCAAUAUUUGUCCAAAAAAUUGUAUAAAGUUUGUUUUGUCGAUAAUUGUUAGCUCAAAAAACGGUGAUUGCAUAUGAGCCCACAUCACUUCCCGAUCACAGGGUAGGGUGACCCCCCCCCCCCCCCCCACCAUCAAAAAACUCACGCCUUGCUUCUCACUCCCACACAAACACACCCAGACCAUCCUAAGCAGAGGCCUAACUCGAAGGAGCGUGCCAGGCCUCUACGUAGGAGCACUGCCUAACUAAACUUUUCAGAGUGCAAUAGCAUGCGGAUAAAGUGUGACUGCUUUAGAUAUUUCCAAUUUUUUUUUCCGAUCAAAAGUCUUUUAUUUUACAUUGUUUUCAAGAUAUCUCGGUCUUCGGUCCUGUACAUCUUGACAGAUGGUGCUCUACCUCUACCUGCUCAUUUGCUUUCUAGAAUAUUGUCAAGUUCGUCUUUUUUUUGGGUUGCCUUUUUGUUGUAUGUACCGGUUACAUCAAGAGUUGUUGUGUUGUCGAAGUACUUAUGUUGAUUUGGUCAUUUUUAAUUUAUGAACCAUUUUUUUUUUAUACACUUCAUUACUUUUUGUAGUUUUUCCGUCGUUGUGGUAGGUUCUUCAGGGGAAACCUAUCAUUGGUGCUGCAACAUAGAAUGAGUCAUCAGUGAGUUGUUACAUUUCCUGUGUAUAUAUUGACAGCAUACUGUAUAUGUUUAUUUAUAUCCUUUUUUUUUUGGUUCACAAAGUUAUACUUUCAGAGAACUAUUUGGUCAACCACAGCUCGGUCUAAAGAAGUAUUUAUGUUAAAAGGUGUGUUUGUGUGUUUACACCUGUGACUGUAUGUUUAUCAUACUGUUAUUUGAGUUAAUUCAGUUGGUGGUUAUAGGUAAACUGGCAGCUACACGAGGCCAGAGUCGGAAUACACAGAAAACACAGUCAUAUGCUUAAGUUAUGUUACCUUGAACAAAGUGUAAUUAUAUAAGUCUGUGCAGGAUAAAUGUGGAUUAAAAUGUGUAAAUAAUAAUAAUACGAUGACAAACAAAUAAAUGGAGCAUUUGAUCCACAAA